Molecule: messenger RNA, 391 nt
Organism: Onthophagus taurus
Lineage: Eukaryota; Metazoa; Arthropoda; Insecta; Coleoptera; Scarabaeidae
Source: RefSeq, a predicted model, not a curated record
UAAAAGGUCCAAUUUAUUACUUUAAUAUCGAUUCAUUUGGACCGGCCGCAAUGUCUUUUGGAGAUGUCGUUAUCCACAUGGUUAUUAAUUUUGAAUUGGUCGAAAUCGGGGAUGAAAUCUUCUACAAAAUGCCUUUAAAACCAGACGAUGGGCAAACUAUGAAUGUGGACAUUAAAAAAGCUAACGUGUAUUUCGGAAAUUUGAUUCCGAACGAUCCAAUUUUAAACGAUCGGGUAAACGAGAUGAUCAGGCGAACUUUCUUCGAGGCAUUUCAAAACGUUAAACCGUGGGUAAUCUCGGUUCUUUGGGAAGUUUUUAGGAUCAUAUCCCAUCCUUUCCUACAUAACGUGAAUAUCGAUGAAAUGUUUGACGAAUAAAAGAUAAAUAAUCU